CAAACUAAGUGGUAGCCUUGAAACAGCGGUGAUGCCAUUCCUGUUGUGAAGGUGUGUUGUAUUAAAGGCGUCCUAGCAGCUGAUAUCACUGCAUAAAAUAAAAAUAGGAUGUUGACAAUAAAACCAUAACAACACUGACGCCCAACCAUCGUGUUCUCCCAAGCAGCAACUAUUCUAAGUUCAGUGAUAUAACUCCAAUUAAUUUGAGAAAGGAAAUAAUGAGGAAAAGCAAAGCUGCCGAGCUAGUGAGGAGUUUAGUUAGAGAGACCGUAGGCAGUGAAACACCCAGUGGGACACCCAACCUAGGCAGUGGGACACCCAAGAUCAACGAUACCCUAGGCAGUGGGACACCCAACCUAGGCAGUGGGACACCCAAGAUCAACGAUACCACCCAAACUGAAGAAGAGACGGGCCAAGUGCAGAGAGAGAUGGUGGAGGCAACCACCCAAACUGAAGAAGAGACGGACCAAGUGCAGAGAGAGACAGUGGAAGGAACCACCCAAACUGAAGAAGAGACGGACCAAGUGCAGAGAGAGACAGUGGAGGCAGUAAGUGACCUGUGUCUCUAAAGGAUACCAAAUACAUUCUCAAUUGUUAGUUGCACUUGGAUAUCAAUUAACAAACCCGUGUGCUUAGCACGUAUAUCGGUAGAAUUGUAGAGCCCCUGGAGGACCUGGUAUUGAAAGUCGAAGCAGCUAAGGUAUGCAAGCGCACGGUAUGUAGUUGUAGUUGCAUUGACGUUGCAGUUGUUGAGAGCCGAAAGAGCCGAAAGGAAGAAGAGCGGCGGGAGUGCAGAUGACCAAGCAAGCAAGAGAAAGGCAGAACCAGUGGGCACGCAGGGGACAACUGUGCUGAAUGGUGUAGGAUAGGGUAGGAUCUAAUCCAAAUACACUUGAUUGUACUGCCAUCCUACUCCAUUUAGAAGAAAAGAAAGAUGGAUCUACAAGAAGAACCAGCAUCUGAGGAUCCCGUACUUCUAAAAUUGAGAAAGUAUCAUGAAAAAGAAAGGCUUAAACCAGGAACGUACGCGAACCGCCUCUUGAACACUCACUUUUCUGUAUCUUGCUAUGACUGCCAAAGGUCCUUUUCGUCUCAGCGAGGGUUCCAAAUUCAUUGGGAGAAGACAGAUCAUUAUCCCGUGCCAGUUGAGUACGUCAACUAUUACGAUGAAGAUAGUGAAGUGGAUGAAGAAGAACACGUAGAAGUUGUAGUUGGCUCAAAAGUUAAACUGCUCCAAGACGACCUAUACAUUGGGAGUGGGGUGAUAAACUCUUUAUUUUCGGAACAAAGGCAAGUCCACAAUCAUGACAUGGUGAAAGAUGAAGUUGUUAUCUUGAUGAAACAACUUGAAAUAAAAACUAUCAAACAUCCAAUCUACAAUUAUACAUUGGAAAUUGGUUCAUUCACCGCAUGGAAACUUCGAGACCUUGAGGUCAUUGUUUCGUAAACUCUCGAACUUGAUCGUUUGUUUCACUUUCACUUUGUUCAACUUCACCCUUGUUUUAUUUCACCACGUAUAUACAAUGCUUAAUUGCGUCCAUGCCGUUGGUUCAUUUG
Molecule: messenger RNA, 1557 nt
Organism: Halichondria panicea
Lineage: Eukaryota; Metazoa; Porifera; Demospongiae; Suberitida; Halichondriidae
Exons: 12
Coding region: 935-1447 (170 amino acids)
Source: RefSeq, a predicted model, not a curated record